Molecule: messenger RNA, 620 nt
Organism: Jatropha curcas
Lineage: Eukaryota; Viridiplantae; Streptophyta; Magnoliopsida; Malpighiales; Euphorbiaceae
Source: RefSeq, a predicted model, not a curated record
AGUAGGAUUAAAAUGUGAUGUCUAACUUGUAAGGAUUGCAGAAUAUGGACUAGGAAGUGAGGUUUCCAAACAAGGUGAUGUUUAUAGUUAUGGCAUUCUCUUGUUGGAGAUGUUUACGAGAAAGAGGCCUACUGAUGACAUGUUUAAAGAAGAUUGGAACCUUCAUGAAUUUGUAAAGUCAGCUUUCCCAAAUAGAGCGAGUACAAUUAUUGAUCCAAUUCUCAUUCAAGAAGGAGGCCAAUCAGAUGACAAAAUUAUGAUGGAAUGUUUAAUCUCCAUACUUGGAAUUGGAAUUUCUUGUUCGGUUGAAUCACCAAUAGACCGGAUCGACAUCAGUGAUGCCGCUAUGAAUCUUUUUUUGAUCAGAGAUAAGGAACAUACUCAGUUGGUGGAAAUGAUACUGAUCAACAAGCCCUGCUCGGGUUCAAGGCCGGAAUAGCAUCUGACCCUUUUGGAGUUAUGAGCUCAUGGAAUGGUUCCAUCCAUUUCUGCCAAUGGUAUGGGGUUACUUGUGGCCGCAGGCACCAGAGGGUCACAAUUUUGGACCUCAGUUCCUUAAAACUUGGGGGUAUCAUAUCCCCAUAUAUUGGUAAUUUGAGCUUUCUAAAGGUACUACACCU